GGUAAAUCUGUGGAAUUCAACAUCAGCGCUAGCCUGUGGUCUGUCGCAAGAACGGACUUUAUGCCUCGGUGGUAUGUAACCUCUGAUGACGUCAAAAUUAAGCCGCGUGUCGUGAACUGCACGGCGUCUGAAGACCUUGAUUUCGUCCAACCAUUUGAGGACCUACUCCAGCGGAAGCGGUGGAAAGGGGACCAGUAUGAGCCCUUCACACCGGAAAUGAGAAUGGAGAAGCUGGGAUUUAGCCCCGAGAACGUGGUCUCCAAAUUCAUCAUUCCGACUCCGAAGUCUCUACAAAUCAACGAGAACAGGCCGACGACGGCAUUCGAUAAGGACACGUGGAAAGUGUACACGUCCAACGGACUGUUCUCGGAGAUGACUCAGUAUAUCAAAGACGAGCUCGGCGUCAAUAUAACAGACUCGAUAACGCCAACUUACGCUAACGUCAUUGUCUUAUCAUACUCCAACGAAAUUGAAAAAGAAGGAUACGCGUUAGACGUAAAAAACAACAUCAUAACACUCACUUCAAACGACGCGGCUGGGAUGUUCUAUGCUGCCCAAACGUUAAGCAGCGUCAUUUCCGGUACAAAAGGGCGCAUACCGGAACUGCGAGUUGUAGACGCGCCGCGCUUCCGUUGGCGUGGGAUGCAAAUUGAUGUCGCCCGAAACUUCCACAGCGUCGUCGACAUUAAACGACUGAUCAAAGCGAUGUCGAUGUACAAGAUGAACGUGUUACAUCUUCAUCUCACGGACGAUGAGGGAUGGAGACUGGUGAUUGACGGACUUCCGGAACUCACCCAGGUUGGCGGGAGAAGGUGUCACGAUUUGUCCGAGACCGAGUGCCUAAUUCCUCAGUUUGGUUCUGGGCCAUUCCCGGACGAUUCCGGAUCCGGAUACUAUAACGCCGCAGAAUACAAGGAACUACUAUCUUACGCUAAGAAACACCGCGUAAAAGUAGUCCCCGAAUUCGACAUGCCGGGACACUCACAUGCCGCCGUGGCGUCUAUGGAGAGUCGAUUCCGGAAACUGAACGCUACAGGAAAUGGUACUGCCGCCUCCCAGUUUCGUCUGAAAGACACUCUUGACUCGUCGUUUUAUUUAUCCGUGCAAAAUUGGAUGGAUGACGCGAUUAACCCGUGUAUUGAGUCCACCUUCAGGUUUAUUGGAAAGGUCAUGGACAGCGUUAAAGCCCUGCACGCGGACAUUCAGCCCCUGGAGAUCUACCACUUCGGAGGGGACGAGGUGGCUCAUGGCGCCUGGGCGGCAUCCGACGCGUGUAGCCGCUUCCUGCGUGACAACCCUCCGUAUAGGGUCACACACGCAAGCUACAUGUGUUAA
This is a messenger RNA of Dreissena polymorpha, 1335 nucleotides long. RefSeq names its product beta-hexosaminidase-like. Gene Ontology annotation, cellular component: membrane. Gene Ontology annotation, molecular function: beta-N-acetylhexosaminidase activity. NCBI's taxonomy places the organism in Eukaryota, Metazoa, Mollusca, Bivalvia, Myida, Dreissenidae. The record is from RefSeq and is a predicted model, not a curated record. Gene Ontology annotation, biological process: glycosaminoglycan metabolic process; ganglioside catabolic process; carbohydrate metabolic process. The transcript is spliced from 6 exons. Bases 61 to 1335 code for a protein of 424 amino acids.